AUGUCUUUGCUUUCCAGCCAGUCUGAGACUCACAUCAAGGCCUACGAAGUCCGCAAAAGCUUCAAGAAACCUCAGAAUUGGGUCUUGAUCUUUGGCUGGUUCUUGGCUUCCUGUGCAGGAUUUGUCAACACGGUGGCUUUCCUAAGUUGGCAGAUGUCACUGGGCAGCGUGCAACAUGCGGUGGAUCCCGCUGUUUGUGGGAAAGUGCUGCCUAGAGCUGGAAUGCUGGAUUCUGCCGAGCUAGAAUUGGGUUUUUCUUUGCCACAUGCACCGCCCAACUCGAAACCACCGGAACUCCUGGCGCAGGCUUUUGGCUUGGUGGGCAUGUUUGUUUUUGGUGCCUUCACCUGUGGAUUGCUCAUCGACAAGAAUCAGGUGCACUUUGGGGGCAAGUCUUGGUAUGGAUUUGCGUUGGUGCUCAAUGGUCUCCUGCUGAUUACAGCUGCAUUGCUUCCGGAUGCUCCAAUAUGCUCCUGCUAUUUAGCCUCGAUGGCCUGUGGCCUUCAGAAUGCCAUGUGUACCUCGCACUUUGGCGCAGUGGUGCGCACUACACAUGUGACCGGCACUUUGACGGAUAUCGGUUCCAUUUUGGGACGUGUAGCUGUCAUGCAUCUUCGAAAAGGUUGCCGUCGAUCGAAGUUCAACGUGCUGGAAAAGGCUGAACUGGGCGUGGACCUGCGAAAACUCUUAGUGUUGCUGCCGAUGUGGGUUUCCUUUGUCAUGGGAAGUACCUUCGGUGCCCUCGCAGAAAGCAUCCUGGGCCAGCACGCUCUUUUCAUCCCUGCCUUUGCCACAACCUUCCUGGGUGUGGUGUACAUGACCUUAAGGCAAGUCUUGUCUGACCUGUUUCAACAGCUGGAGCAGCAGUCCCUGCGAGAGAAACUCCACGAGGUGCGGACGCGAAACAAAAAUACUAACACGCCGUGGACCGAAACACGUGGACCGUGCGAUGACCGACGACCAGACGCCCCUUGUGAACCAGGUUCACUCCGCCUUGUGGCGUGCCAAUACAAGGCCUUUUUGUGGCGGGGCGGAGGGUGA
Messenger RNA from Durusdinium trenchii, 1041 nucleotides. Lineage: Eukaryota; Dinophyceae; Suessiales; Symbiodiniaceae. The record is from the annotation of a GenBank genome assembly.